AUGACUGCGCUUAGAGUCUCAGAAAUCAAUACAAAACAAUAUAAUUUGAAUUUACCCAUCAGUAAUGAUAUCAAUAAUACAGAUUUCCCUCUAGAUGACAAACUAAAAGUCAUACAGUAUACAGAUGAGAAUGAAGAGUCCAUCAUUGAUAAUUUUAUAUUGCCAUUAAGCUCGGGUGCUGAAAUUUCCAAUACAUAUCAAAAGCCUAAUUUGUCUAAGAUUAGAAAUCUAUUAACAACUUUUCAUAUUGACGAGGGAGAAUCCUUACCAUUAAUGAAACCUAGGUUUAUAAAAGAAACACCUUUUGAAUUUCAUUCAAAGUAUAAUAGUGACAGCUCUUACAUAAAUAUACCAAGAUUAUCUGUUACCAAGCUCCUCACAUUUCAAUGGUGUGAAUUAAGAGACUUUUAUACCAUAUUCUCAGGAUCUCCUGUUAAAGAAGAAACUAAAGAAAUGAAGCUAGGAACUGAAGCACAUCUCAAACUCGAAUUAGAAACUCACAAGUUGAUUGAGGUUGAAGAUAUGGAAAGGAUAACGGAUACUUUUGUUGAAACGAUGCUUGAAAGUUUCAGAAAUCAUAUGAAAACUCUAACGGAGCCAGAUGAUAUAUUGCAGGCAAAAGAAGAUCUAACUGAUAUUACAGAACUAUUAUGCGGAGCUGUAGCUGAAUCAUCGAUGGCUAAUGAAUGGAUGGGUAAGAUAAUUAGCCGAUUAUUCGCUCUUGCUACUACUUCGGAAGCGAGAGAAGUAUUGGUACAUGGCUACCUAGACUUUAACACUUCACGAUUCACAUCUAAAUUGCUUGAUUUCCAACAGAAUCAACUGAAUCAUGUUUUAGUAAGUGGAGUUGUGGAUUACUUAAAGUUGUUCAAUCCAAAUGAUAAAACUGAUUAUUCUAUGUUCAAGGAUAUACAAGAUCACGUCGAAUUUACAUACCUGUCCCAAAACAAGCGUCAGUUGAUUGACUUAUCUCAAUUUCUCGUGGAUGUUGCUCCUAUUAUCAAUGAAUAUUCCGAUACAUAUAUGUUAGGGGUAACCGACGUUAAAACCCGGUCUUGGAAUAGACUCCCUCAACAAGAGUCUGUCCUUCAAGCUGCAAAACUACAGGCUAGCUAUUAUAGAAAAAUGUUUGGGGUUUUGGCGGGGGAAUUCGAUAGCAUGGAAAUCGGUUACGAAAUGCUACUUGAGAAUGCUAAGAGAAGAAAGCUAGACGUCGAUAAACCAAUAUCAAUAAAGACCGCAUUAUCGCUUUUGAAAGCAAAUCAUAAUAUUAUAUAUAAAGAUUAUGUUAAAUUGGCUAAUGGAGAAGCUAUUGGAUUUGAACCCUUCGAUAAAUUUGUUGAAGAGGAAUACUUAAAUAAAAGGUCUAAUUACAACUUUGCUCGACUUCUCAACGGAUCAACUAAAGAAGAUUUUAUUUCUCAAGUAAAAUCAUCAGACAAGGAUGGUUUCGAUCUUGAGGGGAUCUUAAACUCUGAAAUCUUAAAAACUUGGAAGAUUCCGUUAACAUUGAGAUAUUUUGCUGCAAGAUCUUCACAGUUAUUUCAUUUGUGUAAGCCUUUUUUGAGCGAUUCAUUGUCUAUCGAGUAUCAUAAUGUUAAGAACAAUCAAUGUUUUCACACAAACUACUAUACUUAUAAUUCAGAUGAAGUAGACGAAGUUACUGCAAGUGCCUCUACAUUUUGGAACGGUUCCAGACCUCCUGUCCCUGUUCAAGACCUAUCGAAAUGUAAUUAUUGCGAUUUUUCAUCUAGGUGUCUAAUUCCAAACCCACAUAAAAAGGUCCCUGGUAGUUACGGAUCUGUUGGAUCAAAAAUGAAACAUUUCAUUCAAAGCUAA
Molecule: messenger RNA, 1839 nt
Organism: Debaryomyces fabryi
Lineage: Eukaryota; Fungi; Ascomycota; Pichiomycetes; Serinales; Debaryomycetaceae
Gene: DEM1
Product: Dem1p
Exons: 1
Coding region: 1-1839 (612 amino acids)
Biological process (GO): interstrand cross-link repair
Cellular component (GO): mitochondrion; nucleus
Molecular function (GO): single-stranded DNA 5'-3' DNA exonuclease activity
Source: RefSeq, a predicted model, not a curated record